CUGAACAGAUUUUGGUGCCGUUUUACAAGGAAACGGAAUGGUCACUUUGUUGCUCCGAGAUCUGAUGACCAGUUGCCGGCUGAUUUGAUUGCUGCAGGAACUAACUCCCCCCACAUCAGAGUGCAGUGGUGACUCAAGUUUUCCCACGCAGACAUCCAGCCCAUAGACGGGCGCUGUAGGUCAUUUUGUUCUUAUUGGCUGGUAAUUCAUCCCGUUCCACUGAGACUGUAUUGGUCUUCUCUCGCUCCCUCCGCCUGUCAAGACACGCGUUUUGGUUGGUUUUAGUAUUUCUUUAACUUUGUAUUUUUUUUUUUUUACCUCGGUGGCUCGCCACAUCCCCUUCCUGCGAGCAGAGCCAGGUAUUCUUUCUGAAUUGUUUUCCUAAGAGGUUUGUGCUCCGCACAGAUUCGUCUGUAAGCCACCAUCAGGAGCAGCUUCAGCAUCAAGAUGUCUACGGCUCCGAUCAGAUCCCCCACGGCGCAGUCCGGCAGGAUGAAAAAGGACGAGUCCUUUCUGGGAAAACUGGGAGGCUCUCUCGUCCGGAAGAAAAAAGCCCGAGAAGUGAGUGACCUGCAGGAAGAAGGAAAGAAUGCCAUCAACUCUCCCCUCCAGCCCUUCAGCACAGACCUCCACCCUGAGGACACCCUGCUUGAGGAAAAUGCUGAGAGAACUAUGCUGGACCCCAGUUCCAGGGAAGAUGGCAAAUUUAAAGAAUUAAUGAAGGUCCUGAUUGACUGGAUUAACAAUGAGCUGGAGGAGGAGAGAAUCAUUGUGAAGGACCUUGAGGAGGAUGUGUACGAUGGCCAGGUGCUGCAGAAGUUAUUUGAGAAGCUGUCGGGCCGCAAGUUGAACGUGGCGGAGGUGACGCAGUCGGAGAUCGGGCAGAAGCAGAAGCUGCAGACGGUGUUGGAGGCAGUGAAUGAGCUCCUGCUGCCUCAUGGCUGGGCCAUUGAAUGGAGUGUGGACUCUGUCCAUGCCAAGAAUCUGGUGGCCAUCGUCUACCUUCUGGUUGCCCUGGCGAUGCAUUUCCAGGCCCCGAUCCGCCUCCCGGAACAUGUGUCUGUGCAGGUGGUCAUCGUCAAGAAAAGAGAAGGCAUGCUUCAGGCAUCACAUGUGACAAAGGAGCUUACCACCACCACAGAAAUGAUGAUGGGAAGAUUUGAAAGAGAUGCCUUUGAUACCCUCCUGGAUCAUGCACCCGACAAACUUAAUGUUGUUAAAAAGUCUCUCAUUACCUUCGUGAACAAGCACCUUAAUAAGCUAAACCUGGAGGUGACUGAACUGGAAACUCAGUUUGCAGAUGGUGUGUAUUUAGUGCUGCUGAUGGGACUGUUGGAGAACUACUUUGUUCCUCUCUACAACUUUUUUCUCACCCCUGAGAACUUUGAUCAGAAGGUUCAUAAUGUGGCCUUUGCCUUUGAGCUCAUGCAGGAUGGGGGACUGAAGAAACCGAAAGCUCGCCCAGAAGGUACUGAAGUCUGUACUGUCUGUACUGAAGAUCUGUUUUGCUUGUAUUGGAGGCUCAUUUUUUUUUCUCUAAAGAAUGGCUGUCUUGUCUAAGGUUGAAAUAAAAUC
Molecule: messenger RNA, 1575 nt
Organism: Lepisosteus oculatus (spotted gar)
Lineage: Eukaryota; Metazoa; Chordata; Actinopteri; Semionotiformes; Lepisosteidae
Source: RefSeq, a predicted model, not a curated record